Messenger RNA from Guyanagaster necrorhizus, 1791 nucleotides. Its product is annotated as SMAD/FHA domain-containing protein. The transcript has 3 exons. Gene Ontology annotation, cellular component: cell division site; ubiquitin ligase complex; cytosol. The record is from RefSeq and is a predicted model, not a curated record. Gene Ontology annotation, biological process: protein ubiquitination; ubiquitin-dependent protein catabolic process. Bases 169 to 1677 code for a protein of 502 amino acids. Gene Ontology annotation, molecular function: protein binding; ubiquitin protein ligase activity. NCBI's taxonomy places the organism in Eukaryota, Fungi, Basidiomycota, Agaricomycetes, Agaricales, Physalacriaceae.
CAGGAACGAGAUCGCGUGAGACACUUUUUUUUGGGUGUGCCGGGCAGUAGUCCCUGAUCACUUGAACUUCAACCAUCACCGUCCCCACCGGAAACGCCCUUAAUAACGUCGAGCUCCCUGUCCGCGACGACGACGACCACCCUUUUUAUUUGUUAUUUUUAGGGUCGUAUGGAACCCAACGCUGUCGCUGGAAGCGAGUCACCACCAUUACGAUCCACCAUUCUUAGCUCCUUCCUGAGAGGACGACCUCGUAACACCUCCCAGUCGCAUCCUGAAGUUCCCAGAGAACUGUCGCCAUCACCUACAGGCCAGCCACCGUCGCCAGUUGCCGCAGAAGGUAGCCACAGACGCCGGCCAGCAGCGGCAAUCAUGCCUCCGACAGGUGGCGUUGUACAGCCAUCUGUAUCAGCAACCAGCACCACGUCCACCGGUGGCCUUGGAUUAUCCCACAUGUUACGACGACGACGUUCCGGGGGCGUGAUAUCGGCGCAGACGAGCCCUGUCGUGCCAGCACUGCCGUCGCCAGCAGCACUUGUUCAGGCGACGACACCUUCAACGGCACCAGCAUCGCGACCAAAUACCGGCCCCAGCCACCGCCUGCGUCUCGUUCCCCAUCUAGACUCUCGCCGCUCGCUUAGGUUCGAUGCUAUAUCACGCGAUGUCAAGGAGGGAGAUACCCCGCUGCGCAUUGGUCGGUUCACGGAUCGAUCAGGGAUAGGUCUUGCUGCCGUCAAUGCCCUGCAGAAUAGCAAGGUCGCAUUCAAGAGCAAGGUUGUCUCAAGGGCACAUGCAGAGAUUUGGGUCGAUGCGAAUAGUCGAUUUUUCGUCAAGGAUACAAAAUCAUCAUCAGGGACGUUCCUGAACCACGUCCGGCUCUCUCCUGCCAACACAGAGUCCCGGCCACACCAGAUCAAGGACGGUGAUAUCCUUCAGCUUGGUGUUGAUUAUCAGGGUGGUACAGAGGAUAUCUACAAGUCGGUAAAGAUCCGGAUUGAGCUGGGCAGGGAGUGGCAAGCCGCUGCAAAUGCCUUCAAUACGAAUGCUUUGAAAAAUCUUAAAUCUCUAUCAGCCACCGUCGCUCCUGUGAAGCCUGCUGCCGGGGUGAAGACCCCGACCAAGUCAACUAUUCCUGACUGUUGCAUAUGCCUCUUCAGUGUCACAAUCCGUCAAGCCCUUUUCAUAGCACCCUGCUCCCACACCUUCCACUACAAAUGCAUCCGACCUCUUCUCGAAUCGCAUCAUCCUGCUUUUUCCUGUCCGCUCUGUCGAACUUUUGCCGAUCUCGAAGAGGACGUCGAGGUGGAAGCGGAGGCCGAUGACGAAGACGAUUCUUCGGCCGUAGAGGAUAGUGCCAGGAAACGAGAGAAGGAGGCAGCUGAUGCCGGCGGUGCUGAGACGGAAGUCGAAGGUGAUAUUGUUGGCAGUCGGGUGCGCAGGCGGUCCCGAGGGCCCAGUAUGGAUCUCAUGGACGAGGAAGAAGAGGAAGAGGAAGGCGAAGAGAUGAUGGUCGAUGGUGACCUACGGUCUGGUGAGAUGGACGUUGAUCAUGAAGCGCCGCACGUCGAUAGUGAAGGCAGUGGAGAGGGAGGAAGUGCUGGCGAAGGAAUGCAUGUAGAUGUUGAUACCCCUGAUACAGGUGACGAUGGCGAAGGCCCUGCUACGAAGCGUAAGCGGUAAUCCUUUGACCGCUGUAUCCCUGGACGACUUGCACGACCUAGUGUAGAACGUAUCUUAAUUCCAUUUGAUGACCGGUAUAUUUAAUCCAUGCCUGAAAGGUUGAAUAUCGCAGUG